Molecule: messenger RNA, 1008 nt
Organism: Exophiala oligosperma
Lineage: Eukaryota; Fungi; Ascomycota; Eurotiomycetes; Chaetothyriales; Herpotrichiellaceae
Exons: 1
Coding region: 1-678 (225 amino acids)
Source: RefSeq, a predicted model, not a curated record
AUGUCGAUCUCAUCGUCGACGACAUCAUCAUCACCCAAACGUUAUUCCAUAGUCGAACCACACCCUUCGGUCCCUUCAUCACAUUACCUUUCCACGGGCCGCGGGGGGGCGGGCAACGUGACCCGAGCGCCCCCGUCCACCACCAGGGGGGUCGACGCCAGCGGUCCGGCGGCGAGGCUCAACCUCGUCCACCACCAGUCGUCUUCGUCCCACCCCCGGAGGCAGUUCGUGGCGGGUCGGGGGGGCGCCGGCAACGUCCACCCGUCCUCGGAGAGGGCCAUUUUCAGUUUCGACGAAGAACUCGAACGACAACUCUCUCAGGAACGUCACGCCGCCCCGGUCUACCACGUAGGUCGGGGUGGUGCCGGGAACCUGGCCACCAGCAACAACGGCGUCAGCACCACAUCGUCGACCGUCCCCACGGCCAGUCUCUUCAGCGGCAACGCCGGGAGACCGUCGACGACGACGACCGGCAGCAAUCGAGGGUGGUACGACGGUGGUUACUACGACACCACGGCCACGGCCGGCGCGGCCGGGACCGCGGCUCGUCGUCGAUCCAGCGACCACAGCUUCACUUCCCACAGCAGUACGGGGAGCGAAAGUGGUGCCGACGUUUUCAACCGUGGCAUCAAAAAACGGUGGAACAAGUUGAUGGGUGUCGGUUAUUACAUGACUUGAGUUGAGAACCAUCACCAUCACCACCACCACCACUUCCUCUCCCCCGACCCUCACGGACACUCACACCGCGUGACAACCUCUUUCUUGUUCUUAUUUUUUCUCAAAUCCAUCCAUCAUAUCAUCAUUUGGCGUGGCGCUUUUCCGGCCGGGGACACAACACUUAUCAUUGGGACAUCUUUUGGGUCUUGGGUGUCAAAACAUGGGAACCAAAACAAAAGGAAAGGGAGACCGAGGAAACAACGAUAACAACAGCAUCAAAACACCGGCAUUUUAUAUUUUCCCCCGUCACCAGCAUCAUCAUCAUCAUCCUCAUCAUGACCUUACGAAAUC